AGAGACGGAGAGAGGGGGAGGGAGAGGAAGAGGCCGACACUUUGCAUCGCUUCCAUUGGCGGCGUUGCCAAAGUCGUGAGCUCGGGGCUGCCACGCAAGACCGGUAGAGAUGGGGGAGGAGGAGAAGAAGCCACAGGAGGGGAAGAAGGAAGAGAAGCCAAAGGAGAAGGAGGAGAAGAGGGAGGAGGCGAAGGCGGAGGAGGGGAAGAAGGGCGGCGGCGGAGGAGGAGGAGGGAACGGGGAGAAGGAGGGCGGCGGGCAGGAGGAGAAGAAGGGAGAGGAGACUCCUCCGCCUUCGCCGCCGGAGGAAAUCGUGAUGCGUGUCUACAUGCACUGCGAGGGCUGCUCCCGGAAAGUGAAACGCUGCUUGCAAGGGUUCGAAGGGGUGGAAGAGGUGAAGACGGACUGCCGGAGCCACAAGGUGGUGGUGAAGGGGAAGAAGGCGGCGGAGGAUCCGCUGAAGGUGGUGGAAAGAAUCCAGAAGAAGACGGGCCGGAAGGUGGAGCUUCUCACUCCCCUGCCGCCACCCAAGCCGGAGAAGAAAGAGGAGGAGAAGAAGGAAGAAGAGAAGCCCAAGCCAGAGGAAAAAAAGGAGGAGCCACCAGUGAUAGCAGUGGUGCUCAAGGUCCACAUGCAUUGUGAGGCCUGCUCCCAAGAGAUUAAGAAAAGGAUCCUAAAGAUGAAAGGGGUGCAGGCGGCGGAGCCGGAUCUGAAGGCGUCGCAGGUGACGGUGACCGGGGUGCUCGACCCGCCCAAGCUGGUGGAGUACGUCUACAAGCGGACGGGGAAGCACGCGGCGGUGGUGAAGCAGGAGCCGGUGGAGAAGAAGCCGGACGAGGAGAAGAAGGCCGCUGACGGUAAGGACGGCAGCAAGGACGAGAAGAAGGCCGACGCCGGCGGCGAGAAGGCCGAGGGGGAGAAGAAGGACGAGAAGGAGGGAGGCGGAGAGGAGAAGGAGAAGGAGGCAGGCGGCGGAGCGGGGGACCACGCGGCCGCUGGUGGCGCCGCCAAGAUGGUGGAUUUGAUGAAGAACGAGUUCUACUACUACUAUCCGAGAUAUGGCGUGGGAUACGCGUAUCCCCCUCAGAUCUUUAGCGACGAGAACCCUAACGCCUGUACUGUGAUGUAAAAAUGGAGAAAGUGGGGGACGGGGGUGAGAACAAAUAUUUAUUUCUUUGCGGUAUCCACCUUGGCAAAACAUAUAAUUAGAAAUAAGUAUCUCCUCUUGGUGGAGGGUGUUAACUUUUUUUUUGCCCUUUUUGCCGUUUCUCCCAUCUUGUGUAAAAGUAAUCUGCUUUUUUUUGUUUUUUGUUUUUUUUGGUUGCAUCUUUUCAUCUUCGUCCUCGUUUUUUAUGUGUAAAAUAUGUUUAGGGAAUUGUGGAAUUUUGGAUGUAUCCUUUCUUUUCAGCGAUAUGUAAUAUAUGUUUUAAUUUUUCCUGAUUA
Elaeis guineensis (African oil palm) is the source of this 1443-nucleotide messenger RNA. RefSeq lists its product as uncharacterized. Gene Ontology annotation, molecular function: metal ion binding. Lineage: Eukaryota; Viridiplantae; Streptophyta; Magnoliopsida; Arecales; Arecaceae. The record is from RefSeq and is a predicted model, not a curated record.